CUCCCCCAUCACCGCCGCACCCACGCGCAGACCAAUUUGUUAGCCCAAUUAGACACCCAACCCCCCCGGCCCGCGGAAGCAUCAUUCAAUCAUUGUUUAUUAUGGGGAGCUGAAUCGGGGUUUAUAGAUACAUUUCUCCCUGGCUCGCAACGCGUUACGUUCGCUCGCCCACUCUGUGACCGCCAUCAAGUUGAACAUCCACGAUUGUUUUCUGUCUGUCUGGCUAACGGGGAUCAUUUUCACGAUUGGUUUUUGCACUCUCCCGAUAGCCCAGUCACUCAUCCAUCUCACUGUCUCUCACGGGGCUAUCUUUACUCUUUUUUUCUUCUUUAGACGUGACCGAUCACAUAGGAAAAGUAAAAAAAAAAUUCCCACAAUUUCCAUAAAUUCACUCACAAUCCCACUCGAUUAACUGUUUAGGAACUCGGCGACACACACAGCGUGAAUCUCACUCAACUAAAGCGACAACAUUUUUUAGACAUUCAGAGUUUAUCACUUCCAAACAGAGUUACUUUUUAAUCACCCUCGAACUCUCACAACCGUCUCACACGCUCAUUACAUGUCUUGACUCUGUGGCACACACACACACACACUCCAAUUAACUGACACACACUCACUUUCUCUGACACAUUCCUCACACUCUGUCAAUCUCGCUCACUCCACGACACACACCAUCCUUCCCAUCUGCUCUCAUCAUAACUCUGACCCUCUCCUCGCUCACACACUCCACCGCUCUGAACAUCGUCAUCAUCCCACGAACGUCAUGGCAAUCAAUCCGACGCGGCUGCGGAUCCGGCUGCCGGCGCUUGCGAUCUUCCUGCAGAUCUCCAUGAUCAUCCUCUUCGGGGUCUUCAUCCGCUACGACGAGAACGCCGAUCCCAUCCUCAGCAACGAGCACAACCUCACCGGAGAACGGACCAUCCAGAACGAGUUCUACUUCCGAUACCCAAGUUUCCAGGACGUGCACGUGAUGAUCUUCAUUGGCUUCGGCUUCCUCAUGACCUUCCUCAAGCGCUACGGCUUCAGCAGCGUGGGCUUAAACUUCAUGCUCGCCGCCUUCGGCAUCCAGUGGGCCACGCUCAUGCAGGGCUGGUUCGAGCACCUGGGUCCGGACGGCAAGAUCCGAGUCGGAGUCCUCAACAUGAUCAACGCGGACUUCUGCACGGCGUCCGUGCUGAUCGCGUUCGGGGCCGUGCUGGGUAAGACCACCCCGGUGCAGAUGCUCUUCAUGGCCAUCUUCCAAGUCACCCUUUUCGCCGUCAACGAGUUCAUCAUCCUGCACCCGCUCCACUGCAACGAUGCCGGCGGCUCGAUGACGAUCCACACGUUCGGCUGCUACUUCGGACUCGCCGUGUCGCGCGUGCUCUACCGCCCGGGACUCAAGGAUGGGCACCCCAAGAACGGCUCCGUCUACCACUCGGACCUCUUCGCGAUGAUCGGCACUCUCUACCUGUGGAUGUACUGGCCGAGCUUCAACUCGGCGAUCUCGGUGACGGGUGCCGACCAGCACCGCGCGGCCAUCAACACCUACUACGCACUGACGGCGUGCGUCCUGGCCACCGUGGCCAUGUCGAGCCUCCUGGACAAGCGCGGGCGGCUCGACAUGGUCCACAUCCAGAACGCGACGCUGGCGGGGGGAGUGGCGAUGGGCACGGCCGGGGAAAUGAUGAUCACGGCAUACGGAGCUCUAAUCGUGGGCUUCGUCACCGGCAUCGUCUCCACGUUGGGCUACAAGUAUCUCACUCCCUUCAUGGCCUCGAAGCUGAAGAUACAGGACACGUGCGGGAUCCACAACCUGCACGGCAUGCCGGGGAUCAUCGGGGGUAUCACCGGAGCCAUCACCGCCGCCACCGCGCCGACCAGCGGCACCUAUGGCGAGCGGCUCACGGAUACGUUUUCCGUCCUGACCAAUCAUCCCGAGAGGCUGUUGGGGGGCUUCCAAAUGGCCGGCACCCUCGUGGCCAUCGCGAUGGGGAUCGUGGGUGGAACAAUCGUGGGGUUCAUCCUGAAGCUGCCGAUCUGGGACUACCCAGAGGACGAGGAGUGCUAUGAGGACGAGCACUACUGGGAGGUGCCAGAGAGCGACGAGGAGUCGACGCCCGCGGUGUCGCCGCAGCCGCCACCCAAACACAACAACGAGCAGGACUUCAACAUGACCAUCGAGAACGCCAAGGCGGCCGCAUAGUGUGUGGUGGGAAGGGGGCGGGCGGGCGGGCGGCGGGGGUGGUGUAGACGCUGUUCAACAACCCCGGGGUGGCCCUCCACCGACACAGAUCGCCACCCACCACCUCCUCCUCCUCCACCACCACCGCGCACGUGCCGCACUGUCAUGGCGCAGUGCAUCACCCGCGAGCACGGCCUUGGCACGUGUCGCUCAACACUUCUCGGCUCCACGGUAAAGACUCGAGAAGGGUGGCACGUGAUCUGCUAAAACCGAGACUGGAGGUCUUCUUCUUCAUCAUCAUCACAAUUCUGGCGAAUCGCCCGAUGAAGUCGGCUGUCGGUGUUGUAAUCACGAGCGAAGCGUCACAGUUCUCGAAAUGUGAAUGUGGUGGGUUUACUCUGCCAACGCGCCGGUGUGCUGAACUAGUAACUCGUUGACCACGUUCUGUUUACGUGACAAACCUUACUAGUUGGCUGUGUCGGGUGGUGGCAGGUUUAACGACACAUUUAUAUUUCCUGAUGAUGCUAUUUGUAAUUAUUGGCGACACGUCGUACUCGAAUUGUAAAAUGCAGUGGGUUUACUCUCCAACACAACCGGUGUGCUGUACUAGUAACGAAUUGGCCACGUUCUGUUUACGUGACAAACCUUACUAGUUGGCUGUGCCGGGUGGUGGCGGGUUUAACGACGCAUCUAUAAUUACGAGAUAUAACCCCCAAAAAAUUACUUUAUUAUGGAUAAUAUUGGUCGCGAAAGCCUACGUAUAUAACUGACUGGUAGUAGUUGCAAUGGUAGUGACGGUGGUGGUGGAGGCUAUGCUGCUGCUUGCUGCGCGUGGCUGCCUGAGAUCCGGCUCUCUGAAGGCAGCAGCGAGGGGUCGGUGGGUCACCGCACACACCAAUGUUGUCAAACUCCCUUGCCGUGGGUGUCAAGGAGGAGCCUGCCUUACAGCGAAUUAAAUACUUCAACUGUGUGGGAUAGAGCGUUGUCCCCUCACAGGCGUGGGAUUUACUCCGGGGUGCUGCGGUUUCCUGCCACGUGUAAGGCCUCCAUUUUAAUUGACAAACACCUUAAUGUGUUUAGGAUCGCAGAGCUUUAUGGGAAAUUACACCUCACGCGCCUGUAGCUUGCUCGCAGUCACGUGCCAUCUAUAUGCUGCAGUCUUAAAAGACUAAAGUAAUUUUUAUGCUCCGUGGAAUAAUCGUGCGCGCUAUGAAUUGCAUUGUAAUUAUGAUUAUUAUUAUUUUUAACUAUCACGUGGCGAGUGGGUGAGAUGGGAGAGAGACGAUCAUUUUUUCCGGGUCCCAAGCCCAAGACGGACGCGGCUGAAAACGAAUUCCUUCGCGGAACCCAUUGCCAGUGGCAUCGCUUCUCUUCGUAAAGUCUGUGUAUCAUACAACAACAACAACAACCACAACAGCUCAAUCUCAACACGUUCCUCAAUAACACCGCAUGGCCUUAAAAGGGAACUAAAAUGUAUAAUGGGCGACGCUGAGGGCAGUGGUCCAUCACAAGGCAAUGCCGUAUCAGCGAAUAAUUUGUGUAAAAACACAAGGUCAGUUUUAGACUUCGUGUGAGUGAGUGAGUGGCAUUGACCACUUGCCCCAACAGUCUGUAACAGGCUAUACGAAGGCAUUUUGUCUUUGUGUGUAUGGAGGGGGGGGUGCCGUGGUUAGCGCGCUACGCAACGAACCCGGCGACACGAGUUCGAUUCCCGCUCAUGGUCUUGGGCCUCUGCUAGGUGAAGAUGAGAGGGGGAGAGGUAGGAGAGUGCGUGCAGGGGAGUAGAGUGAGAUGAGAGGGGAGUAGAGUGAGAUGGGACGGGGGAGAUAGGAGAGUUACUGGAAGAUCGUGAAGACGUUGAGAGUGAAAUUGAUGCAGGACCGGAUUGGGAGCCAGUGGAGGGACACCCCCCCCCCCGCCCCCUCCCCAGACAGAGAUCUCCAAACUCGACUUCAGAGCGCUUCGGGUCCCAAAGCCAUGAGCAGUCGUCGCGAGGUCGGAGCAUAAAUCUUCCUUCAGCAGGGAUCGAACCGGGAACUUCCCCGCUCGUGGUUACUGCCAGAAGCCCCAAGGGCGCGGCAGGUGACGACCUCGGGGCAGGAACAAAAUGUACUUUUUUUUUUGACGUCCGGAGUUGUUUUGAUGUGCCGAGAUGUAUUGCCUUGUUGAUGUUUUAUUUGGUUUGUCUUCGUUUCUCAACAUCCGCGGAACUAACAAGCCGCGAGACGACGCGACACGCGUCGCUCCGUGCACCACAAUAAACACAUUGUCCUGCGGAGGGAGCUGGUAGGAACGUUGGGUUGCUCGGUCAAUGGCCAGGGUCAACGGCGGCGUGGUGUAUUCCGUAAAUAUAGCCGACUGAGGGCGGGCACAAGCCGGCGUGAGUAGGUUAAACGUUGAGUUUUAUUAGGGCACCACGGGGUGACCAGCCCCUCCCCACCCAACUCCACCCCCCAACCCCUUCCCACCCUCCCCACCCAGCCCCUCCCUGCACGACGGACAGACACAAUAAUCCCCUGUGGGCUAGUGUAACCAGGAGGUUCCUACCAGUAUAAUAUUAAUAUAUAUAUUAUUAAUACUGUUAUACUUACUUUGCACUUCAUUAUAUUACUUAAUAUUAUUAAGUAUUAAAUUAUACUCAUAUAUUCCACGCAUACAAAAACAUUAUACUUAAUAUUAUUAUACCUACUAUAAUCACCCAGGAAUGUCCUUAACGCUCGUGACGUCACUACACAUUGACCAGCCCCCCUCAUUAAUAUUCAUGAGCAGGUGACGUCACUCCAGAUCGAACAGCUCCCUUCAUCUAUAUAAAAGGGAAAUUUGUGAUUGUGUGUGUCUGUUCAAAAUGUUUUAGCGUUAUUCCCGACAUGCAACAAACUUGAAAUUUGCCAUGUGGGUACUUUCCAGACUGUACACCAUGCAAUAAUUAUAAAAAUACACUUUUGUAUUUUUUGGGGGGGGGGGGGGAGGGGGGGGGCGCAAUAAUGCAUAUAUUUUGCACGGCAAGUGAGCUGUGACGUCACAUCUGUGAUGUCACCCGCAUGCGGAAGCGUAACGCAGUGUGCCUGCUGACGUCACGCACCCCCCCCCCCCCCACAAACCCUCCACGAGUAAAGUGUCAUACAAAUGUGUUGCAGGUCUAAGGCGUUCUUUGCGCAGCAUUCGUUUAUUAUUUGAGUCGUUUACUGCCGUACGCAACCUGAAAGUUGUAUGAGUCUGCUGCAAGCGCGUGUAUGUGUACCUAUGGAUGCGCGUGUGUAUGUGUGUGUGUGGGGAGCGGUGGUGUAGUGGUUAGCGCGCUGCGCUAAGAACCCGGCGACCCGAGUUCGAUUCCCCCUCACGGCCACCACCGGUGACGAUUAUUUUAAGCGCUCCGUGGGCCUCCCCUAGGUCGACUGGUUAAUAUAUAUUUUAAUACUUUGUGUAUACCACCAAGGUAAAUUUUAGACGUUGUCUUUUAUUAAGUAAUAUUAGUAUCAUAUUAAUAUAUUCAUUCUAAUAAAUAAUUAAGUAUAAUUAAUCGAUGCAUUGCACUUCAGUUGAGGGCAUUCCACGCACACGCUCCAGCAAAAACCAGCCGCAACAAACAUUUUCACUUUCAUCCACCCAUAUCGAUCGCUCCUCUGUGGACAGCAAGGCCGUAAUUAUAAUAUAUAUUGAGGGGGGGGGGGAACACAUCCCCCCUCAAUAUAUAUUCAAAUAUGCUCAAAAUGUCCCCUCCAAUAUAUUGAUAUAUGUAAAUAAAAGAAACGAUUUGCUAAACCUUGGUCACAAUAUCUGGACUUGUCUUCAUAUAAAUCAAUGCAUAUAUUUAUGUUAAUAUGAUUGUGGUUAUGGUUGUACUUUAUUAUGGUUGUACUUUAUUAAUCCCUAAUCUCUGCCAUUACAUACAAUGAAACAAGAAAUGGUAAAAAGUAAAAACAGAGCAAUAUAAUACAAUACACUAUUAGACAUUAUUGUAAAAAAUUUAAUAAAAAGUCCAUCCCAUGUGUUAGAAAAUGUUUCAAUAUUUUAGGCAGGAAAUUAGCUUUCAAAUUUAGAUAUUUUUUCUGGGUUGGGACCCCCAGACACCCUGGAAGAUUUGGUCCACCCCAAUGUUGACUCCAUGGCUACGGACUUAGUGCACGGUGGUUUUGUAAAUUCUGUAUUCGAGUGCGUGAACCUCUGGGGUGACUUCUCCCUCUUCGCUGGCCUCAUCGGAGGCGGCCAUCUCGCGUGACAAACCAGCGUUGCUUGUUUACCAGAUGUUGUUGGUGCGAGAUCGCCCCCCCCCUCCGCCUCAACUCCCCCUUCUCUCUCUCUGUCUUUCUGCUCUGAACGACCGAGUCCCUGUCGGACGCGAAGAAGCACCGGCGUUGAAUUA
This is a messenger RNA of Lethenteron reissneri (Far Eastern brook lamprey), 6527 nucleotides long. Its product is annotated as ammonium transporter Rh type C-like. Gene Ontology annotation, biological process: ammonium transmembrane transport; ammonium homeostasis. Gene Ontology annotation, cellular component: plasma membrane. Lineage: Eukaryota; Metazoa; Chordata; Hyperoartia; Petromyzontiformes; Petromyzontidae. The record is from RefSeq and is a predicted model, not a curated record. Gene Ontology annotation, molecular function: ammonium channel activity.